GGUCAGUGGUCCACUCAGGUUACGUUUGACAUUCUGCAACAGCGCCAGUACAAUGGACUGGGGACAUACGUAGCUCUAAAAUCAUCUGGGUUAUUUUGUUCAAUUUAUUUUCCAAAAGACUCACUGCCACUGAUAUCGAGUGAAAUACAUAAUUUUCCCUCACCAGCAAUAUGCUGGCCAGGAAGGGCCCACUACUACCGGAUGGGUUCUUUCUGACCCGACUGGCAGAGAAUGCCAAGCAGCCCAACCAGUUCAAAACCAAUUCCCAACGGGCCAGGUUUAUAACCAAGAAUGGAUCCUGUAAUGUGGCCCACAAGAACAUUCGCGAGCAGGGCAGAUUCCUUCAGGAUGUCUUCACGACUAUGGUGGACCUAAAAUGGCAUUACUCCCUCCUCAUCUUCACCUCGGCCUUCCUCUGCUCAUGGAUGCUCUUUGCCAUGAUGUGGUGGCUCAUGGCCUUUGCCCACGGUGACUUGGAACCCCGUGACCCAAACGGGGAGCCCGGGCCCGUGCCCUGUGUCACUGCCAUUAACUCCUUUACCUCUGCCUUCCUCUUCUCCAUCGAAGUGCAGGUGACGAUAGGUUUCGGGGGGCGAAUGGUGACAGAGGAGUGUCCGCUGGCCAUCAUGGUGCUGAUCGUCCAGAACAUUCUUGGGCUGAUUGUCAAUGCUGUGAUGCUUGGCUGUGUCUUCAUGAAGACUGCUCAGGCUAACAGGCGAGCAGAGACCCUCAUCUUCUCCCGGAACGCAGUGAUCGCACCACGCCAAGGCCGGCCCACGUUCAUGUUCCGCUUGGGUGACCUGCGGAAGAGCAUGAUCAUCUCGGCCACUAUUCAACUCCAGGUGAUCCGCCGGACGGUCACCACUGAGGGUGAGGUGAUCCCUGUCUGCCAGCUGGAUAUCCAGGUGGAGAAUCCCCUUAGGAGCAACGGCAUCUUCCUGGUGUCCCCUCUCAUCAUUAGUCACACCAUAGAACGUGGCAGCCCACUCUAUGAGGUCUCCGCCCACUCCCUGGCCACAGAGGACAUGGAGAUCAUUGUGAUUCUUGAAGGUGUGGUGGAGACCACAGGUAUCACCAUGCAGGCGCGUACUUCCUACACCCCCGAGGAGAUUCUGUGGGGCCGGCGUUUCGUUUCCAUCAUGACAGAGGAGGAUGGCCGCUACUCAGUGGACUACUCGAAGUUCGGGAACACGGUCCCUGUGCGCAUGCCCGCCCUCAGCGCCAAGGAGCUGGACCAGAUACGAGGAGUGCAGGACGGGGAUGUGCCUGAAGGCCAGCUACAGGGCUGGGGAUUGGUCAGGGCUGGCAGGGGAGGGUUCCGAAGAGGGGGACGGACUUGUGAUAGCAGCUCAGCCUCCCGGCCCUGGUAUGCAGCACAGCCAGAGAAAGAGGAGCAUGUGAAAGCAAAGGAGAAGAAUGGGCAGAAGAAAACAGUUCAGCUGGAAGAGAUUGGUCGAAAGAUUGAGGUGGAAUGUCUGGGAGACUUUAGUGACAGAGAAUAGUAAAAUUGAUGUCAGAAAAUAAGGUUAAUGUAUUGAUAUAAUGCUCUAGUGAAAUGAUUACCUUUGUUUUCAUUUUUAUUUGUGUAAAUAGUUGUGUUGACUUAGGACUUUAUUCAGUCCACACCACGGAAGUUUAGUUUUACAGCUGAUUGAAAUCUAAAGGUAAUGUUCCUGCUUUUAGCGGAGACUGCAUUCAUGUUAAACGUUGAAUAUGUUGGCUCAAUCAGAAAUUACCUUUACAUUUAUAUUGCGGGAUCUCAGCUUUACAGAUUGAAUAGAGUCCUUUGUCAACAGUAUUGUCAUUGUUGUUUUACCUUAACAUACAUGAAGUUAAAUUGUAAGAAAGCACAAAGUGUAGACUCAAGUAGCUUAUUAUAAUGGAGAGGGUUCCCAGAAUCCUUUUUAGAUCCCACUGCAUCCCACAUAAUGCCACGGGAUGUUUUUAAUAUAUGUAUUUAUUUGUAUUUAUUGAUAACCAAUUUUUGAUGUGAACAUUAAAUUAUAUUCCAAAUGUUAUGCAAACAACUAGUGUAAUUUAAUUUCGGGCACAUUAUUGGCUGGUCAACCAUUCGCAGUGCUCCGGUGCAUAGCAACUUUUGCCUACCCACAUCCGUCCCGACAAACUCAUAAAAUAAAAAAUUGAAACAAUUCCAGGAAAAUAAACUGUUUAAAUAGUUAAAAGCUGCACUUGGCCGUACUUUCAAAAGUGUGUCUUAAAUUGCAGUGUGUUGAUGGAGAAUCCAAUACUAUUGUUGUUUUUUGUUGCUAGCUGCUAGUUGAACAUUGUAUUAAGUAAACUUAACAGUCCAUUUAUGGCAGCUAUAGGCUACUGUGGAUAACCUCCUUGCUAUUAUAAACAGGGUUAGAAAGAAAUGGGAAACAGUCUCUCAAGGUCAUUUUAUUGGUUUGGGUGAGUCUUCUACAAGUGAGAAUAAAACUGAUUGACAAUUUUCACAACCUUUAA
Molecule: messenger RNA, 2466 nt
Organism: Oncorhynchus gorbuscha (pink salmon)
Lineage: Eukaryota; Metazoa; Chordata; Actinopteri; Salmoniformes; Salmonidae
Gene: kcnj11l
Product: potassium inwardly rectifying channel subfamily J member 11, like
Exons: 6
Coding region: 171-1502 (443 amino acids)
Biological process (GO): potassium ion import across plasma membrane; regulation of monoatomic ion transmembrane transport
Cellular component (GO): plasma membrane
Molecular function (GO): inward rectifier potassium channel activity
Source: RefSeq, a predicted model, not a curated record